GCAGCGCGAGAAGGGAAAAGUGACACGGCCGCUCUGGAACUUCUGCCCAGCGCGCUUAGGCUUUUUGGUGGAAGUUACUAAGCACAGCCACAGUCAAGGAGAAGGAAAUCAGGCUCUACCUUUUGAAGGGGGAGGAGUAUCAAACUGAGUGUCACUGACCAAGUGGAGUAAAAUGAAUGAAAGUAAACCUGGAGGCUCACAGAAUCCCACAAUCUGAUAUUCUUCUAAAGAAGAGAAUUCGAUCCUGAUGGCUGAUUUCUGAGAAAUGGAUAAGUCAUUUAACUUUUCUGGAUCUCCUUUUGCUUAUAUGUAAAAAUAAGAUUUUUCAUUUAUGAAAUUCUAAGAUUCUGAAAUUACUUGGUACGUAGAAAUACCUGUCAUCAUUACCUGCUUAUUUUUGUCUAACCCUUUAGGGCCUCAGUGGAAGAAAGGAGAAAAUGGUUAGGUCUCUAAGGGAGUUGUUCAUUUUACUACUUUGUUUUCAUUGUUGUUAGUGAUAAAUCUCAGAAAAGACUUGUUUGAAGGCUUAAGAAGUAAAAGAAAAGUAUUUUAUUUCACAGAGAACCUGGAAAGAAAAGUUCUGACUAAAGAUUCUUUUCCCAUAUAGGUCAUUAUAGAGUAUUGAGUAGAGUUCUCUGUGCUAUGUGUUGAUGUCAAGUGGAAUUUGGCAGAGGGGUAAAGAAGAAGAAGGAGUUUAUGGUUUUCUAAUAGAAGAUAUCAGGAAAGAAGUGACUAGGGCUUCGAAACUGAAAUGCUGUGUUUGCAAGAAAACUGGUGCUUCAAUUGGAUGUGUCGCAUCCCGAUGUAAACGAAGUUACCAUUUCCCAUGCGGACUUCAGAGAGAAUGUAUUUUCCAGUUCACUGGCAAUUUUGCGUCAUUUUGUUGGAACCAUCGACCUGUUCAGAUAAUUACAUCUAAUAAUUAUAGAGACUCCUUACCAUGCACCAUUUGCUUGGAAUUUAUUGAGCCUAUUCCAACUUACAGCAUAUUACGAAGUCCUUGUUGUAAGAAUGCUUGGUUCCAUAGAGACUGUUUACAGGUUCAAGCAAUAAAUGCAGGAAUGUUUUUCUUUAGGUGUACAAUAUGCAAUAAUAGUGAUAUAUUUCAGAAAGAGAUGUUGAGAAUGGGAAUUCAUAUUCCUGAAAAAGAUGCAUCUUGGGAAUUAGAGGAAAAUGCUUAUCAAGAGCUUCUGCAGCACUAUGAGCAUUGUGAUGUCCGAAGAUGUCGUAGCAAAGAAGGGCGAGACUAUAAUGUGCCUGACAGUUGGCAGAACUAUCUGGGGAAGAGAGGGAGACAGAGAGGACAUACCCCUACACACCCAUAUCCACACAGAGGGAGAUUCGCCCACACCUACCAGAGCAAAUGGGAAAUAAAGCGCUGUCAGUGUUGUGGUUCUCGCGGAACGCAUUUAGCCUGUUCCUCACUACAAUCAUGGGAACAAAAUUGGGAAUGUUUGGAAUGUAGAGGUAUUCUUUACAAUUCAGGCGAUUUCCAAAAAGCAAAAAAACACACAUUACCCAACACUAAUGUGGGAAUAACUGAUUGUUUGUUGGAGGAAUCCUCACCUAAAUUACCCAGACAGUCUCCUGGAGCCCAGCGUAAAGAUCUGCUGAGGCAAGGCAGCAAAUUUAGAAGAGAUAUUUCGACUCUAAUAAUAGAGCUAGGAUUCCAAAUUAAAAAAAAAACUAAAAGAUUAUUUAUCAACAAAGCCAAUAUCUGGAGUAGUGCCUUAGAUGGAUUCAGAAAUCAAAACUUUAAUCCUUCAUAUACAAUUGAAAUAGCAUAUGUUAAUGAAAAUGAUCAUUUUGGAAAAGAGCAGCCUGGAUCAAAGCAAGAAUUCCUAAGUCUCUUAAUGCAGCAACUUGAGAACUCACCAUUGUUUGAAGGGUCCUUGUCAAAGAACUUGUCUCUCAAUUCUCAAGCUCUGAAAGAGAAUCUUUACUAUGAAGCUGGCAAAAUGCUUGCCAUUUCUUUGGUUCAUGGUGGUCCUUCACCUGGUUUCUUUUCUAAAACCUUAUUUAACUGCCUUGUUUAUGGACCAGAAAGUACCCAACCAAUUUUAGAUGAUGUCUCAGACUUUGAUGUGGCACAGAUUAUAAUCAGGAUAAAUACUGCAGCAACUGUAGCUGACUUAAACUCUUUAAUAAAUGAAUAUUAUAACUACCUAGAGCUUAUUGGAUGCCUAAGACUUAUAACAUCAUUAAGUGAUAAAUAUAUGUUGGCAAAAGACAUACUUGUUUAUCAUGUAAUUAAGAGAGUCCAAGCACCUUUUGAAAGUUUUAAACAGGGUCUGAAAACUCUUGGUGUUUUGGAGAAAAUUCAGACUUAUCCAGAAGCAUUUUGUAACAUCUUCUGUCAUAAACCUGAGAAUCUUUCCACAAAAAUUCUUAGUGAUCUUUUUACAGUACACACAUUAUCUGACGUACAGGCUUUGGGGUUUUGGAACAGUUACUUACAGGCUGUUGAGGAUGGUAAAUCUACAGUAACAAUGGAAGACAUUCUUAUUUUUGCUACUGGUUGCAGUUCCAUUCCACCUGCUGGAUUUAAACCCACUCCAUCAAUUGAGUGCCUUCAUAUGGAUUUUCCUGUUGGAAACAAGUGUAAUAACUGCUUAGCUCUUCCUAUCACCAGUACAUAUAAAGAAUUUCAAGAAAAUAUGGACUUUGCUAUUAAAAAUACUCUAAGAUUAGAAAAGGAAGAAAAUUCUCACUUCAUUGGACAUUAACUGUUUUGAACAAA
This is a messenger RNA of Kogia breviceps (pygmy sperm whale), 2740 nucleotides long. The record is from RefSeq and is a predicted model, not a curated record. Lineage: Eukaryota; Metazoa; Chordata; Mammalia; Artiodactyla; Physeteridae.